AUGUCCCGCAACAGCAGACUCGCCCCGGAGGCCAACCGGAUCCUCUUCGUCAAAAACUUGGCCUACAAUAUCGACUCGCCGGCCCUGUUUGACCUCUUCGGCAAGUUCGGUCCUGUUCGACAGAUCCGAGUGGGGACGACGAACAAUACAAAGGGAACGGCAUACGUCGUCUACGAAGAUGUCCUAGACGCAAAGCAAGCAUGCGACAAGCUGAAUGGCUUCAACUUCAUGAACCGUUAUCUUGUUGUACUAUACCACCAACCGGAAAAGAUGAAGACAGAGGUCAAGGAAGACAUUGCCGCUCGACAAGAAAACCUCGAGAGGAUCAAGAAAGAGCAUGGAAUUGAAUGA
This is a messenger RNA of Capronia coronata CBS 617.96, 351 nucleotides long. RefSeq lists its product as uncharacterized. NCBI's taxonomy places the organism in Eukaryota, Fungi, Ascomycota, Eurotiomycetes, Chaetothyriales, Herpotrichiellaceae. The record is from RefSeq and is a predicted model, not a curated record. The coding region runs from base 1 to 351 and encodes 116 amino acids. The transcript has a single exon. Gene Ontology annotation, molecular function: RNA binding.